Molecule: messenger RNA, 7418 nt
Organism: Ruditapes philippinarum (Manila clam)
Lineage: Eukaryota; Metazoa; Mollusca; Bivalvia; Venerida; Veneridae
Product: protein timeless-like
Exons: 22
Coding region: 340-3420 (1026 amino acids)
Biological process (GO): DNA repair; replication fork arrest; DNA replication checkpoint signaling
Cellular component (GO): replication fork protection complex
Molecular function (GO): DNA binding
Source: RefSeq, a predicted model, not a curated record
AAAAACAUCCGGGCAUUUGACAAACGUACAACGCGAGUUUAACUGUUGACUGUUGUUUUAUUGGAAAGAGAACUGUCAAACGCUGUGUUAUUGCUUAUAUUGAUGGAUCAUUUGAAAUUCAAUAUUUUAAUGCAUUUAUUUUAAUUCAAGCAGACAAUCUUAAUUCUUUAAAUGCAAAAUGCUAUAGAUUUAUACCUGGACACUCAUUUUGUGCAUGUAAAAUCACGUGACUUACAGUGGUAGUCAUUGAGUCAAAACAGAAGGGAGCAAACAAGCCUUUGAACGACUGGAAAAAAGGGAAAAUUAACUUUCUGAAAGGUAGUGGUAAAAUCAGACAAGAUGGAGUGGAUGAUUAUGAAUUGUGAUGGUGUCAAAGGACACUGCAGUAGUCUAGGAGACAGGGUGGAAGGGGUCUACCAGGCAGCAGAUGACUGCUAUGAAACUCUGACAGCGUUAACAGAGAACCUACAAGAGGAAGACCCUAUUGAUAGAAGUACUCGGAGACAGCUUGCUGCCUCCCACCUCAUACAACAAGACUUAGUGCCUAUGCUCAUUGAUCUUGAAGAUGACCCAGAGCUUUUCCAGCUGGGUGUUCGUCUUCUGGUCAGUCUAACGCAGCCAAUAGAAUGUCUGCAGCAGACAAAAUGUGGGGAAACAAAGGGCCUACAAGGGGAGCCACCAUGGGUGUGGGAUGUGAAUUCCAUGCUCCUUGAGGCCAAAACAGCUUGCUCCGAGGAAAAGUUUAUCAAAGCAGUAUUCUCAGAAAUCCAGAAAAUUUUGGAAGAUGCUGGAGAGUAUGAUUUGGUGGAAGUGGAUUGUGAGUCGAUUAACCAAUGUUUGUUGAUGAUAAGGAAUCUCCUUUACAUACAAGACACUGCUCAAGGGCCAGAAUAUCUGUCUGGCAUUCAUAUGGUUUUCUUGAGGAACCUGUUUCAUUGUGGGAUAGACAAAGUACUGUUAUUCCUGCUGAAUGCCAAUCAAAAGGAUUUCUGGGGAGUGACUUUGGUUCAACUCAUCUCUCUUCUGUACCGAGAUUUGGUCAGUGAGAUAUUUGUACGUAUAGAAGACAUGUCGUCGUGUGGGGAGGAGUCAUGUGACUCGUCUAACUGUUCACAUUGCGAGGCGGCGAUGGAUCGACCAUAUCCCUUCGAUCCUCCGUCUUUUAGGCGAUCAUCGUCAAAAAACAACAGUAGUGAGAGUUCGGGAAAUACAUCACCGGAUUUUACAAAAAACGCUGUAAGCUGUACAACGGAAUCGAAAACUAUGAUUCUAUCAGAUCACAAUGAGGUAGAGAGCAGAACCACAUCACCGCUUUCUUUGUGCUUUAGAAACUCUUGUCAGAUAAAUCAGGACUCGGACAGUUUGAGAAAAAACGAUAAUUGUGAAACGGACCCUUGUUCUCGGUGUUUUGGAAAUCAGGAAAAAGACAAUGCCAAAGUUGAUCCUGCUUUGAUCAGUUGUUCGACUCAUACACUGGAACAAACUACAAGUGAAAAAUUUAAAAGUGCAUCUGCCGAUAAUAAAAGUACAGACUCAGAUUCUUCGCUGGACGAAUUAGGGUCACAGCUUACAGAGUUCACUUUUAGUUUUAUACAGAAUGGCUUCUCUAGCUUAGUCAGCGUCUUAAAGCAAUCUUUAAUGAACCAACAUGAAGGAGGCUUCACACAAGCCCUAGAUGACUCCUAUUUUUUGUGGAGCGUUGCUUUCUUUCUCAAGUUUGCCCGUAGGAAAGAAAUAGAAUUCAAGAAGAUCAAAAAUGUAUUCACAGAAGAUGUGUUUGGUUUUCUUGUGUAUGAAGCUGUAAGUAACGGAGAAGAUGUGCUCAAUUCAUUCAGGAACAAUAAAAACUACGCCCUUAGCAUGAGAAGAUUACAUUUGAGUGUCAGUGCCUUACGAGAAUUGAUAAAGACCUUGACCUUUCACAGAGAGAGAGGACUGGAGGCAGACGAUCUACAGUACCUAGAAGAACUGCAAAAAACACUGGCCAACAUGAAAGAUUUACGACAAUUGUUUUUAUGGUUGGUGAGGAUUUAUGAGCCUGGUUGUCACAGUAUACUGUUUCUACGAGACGUUAUAGUAACCAACCACUACUUCCUGUUACUGUUGGAGGAAUGGAUUGGCCGGGGCUUUUGUCUUGAUAAGAGAAUCGACAUGCUGGCUCAUGUUAAACAGUUUGCGGAAGCAAAUGUGAUGCAAAAGUACGGGUACUUGUUACAGAACUUUGUACGUAACGAUCAUCAUGUUAACAACUGUAUAUUUACUAUGAUGCAUCACGUGGCGGGCGACUGUCUCAAACCUGAAGCUCUCCUCCAGGCAGACAUACUGAAAACAUUCCUACAGAUCUGGGACACCGAGUUACCUAUAACACAGGAGAUGAAUGACCUGAUGGAAUACGUAAUUCAUAAAUUCCUAGCCACUGCAGAAGAGAAUCCCCUGUCAUGUGCAAUGCAGUUGUUUACAGAAUCUUCAAGUGAAUUAGAGGAUAUGAAUAUUGAUGGAAGUGAGUCCGAGGACUCCUCAGACGAGGAUGAGUGGACAGAGGAGGAAGUGGACAAAGUGUUCAUGUGGUAUGCAGAAUUAGAAGGCUGCUCUGAUGUGGUCGACAAAAUCACAAUAAUGUUCAGUGAAGUUGGCAUCAAGAAAUCCAAGUUAGAGGUUGUAAAUCACAUGGUGAAGAUGGGUUGGUUGAGUUCAGAACAGAUGGAGACGUUUAUAGACACUGAUAAACAAGAAUAUGAUCUGGAAACCCCCAAACUAAAUAUUGAAGACAAAAAACAGAAGAAAAUGAUCUCAAUUCUUGAAGAGCUCUCCAGAAUGGAGGAAGAAAAGAUAGUACCUUAUUGUUUAACGAAACUGAGAGAGGAAGGAUUAGAUGUCCAGAUUGAUUAUAUCCAAGCUAGUUUCUUGGAAGCUGCUUAUGUUAAGAUAGAUAACGAAUAUAUGGAGAAAAAACAUGUAGAGGAGCCACUGUUUAAAUAUUACCUUGGCAAGGGUAAAGAUUUACCGAUCGUGUUCUACAACGAGGAUCAGGAGAAGAUCAGGAGUAAUGUUUACAUGUUGGCACUACUACAGCAAAUGGGACUUCAUUUAGAGGAGGAGACAGGACUUCUUUAUCCCAGAAUACCUAGCAAUAUGACCGUACAGGAACUGGUCGAACUUGCAAAAAUGCUAGGCAAAAUUGAUGAAGAGUAUGUUAAAUUUGACAUUACAAAAGCCGCAGACUACAUAAGUGCUACAACAAAAGACACAUUCUCAGAGCCACGAGCAUUUGGCGAUAACAACAUGGACAGUGGUGCUGUCAGAAGGAAAUCAUCAACGAAGGUACCGAGUGUUGCAUGGAUGAGUCUAGUCUCAAACUUUAACAGGACGGAACAAACAUAUUACACUAGUACAGUAGGACUCGACAUGGAUACAGAUUAAAACAAUAGAAAAUUGAUGUAAUUUACACAAAUAAUAGUUGUAAUGAAUGUUACGUUAAAACUUGAAGUAAUAAUUCUAUCUCGUAUAAAGUUGGUGAAUUGUGUUGGCGCAAAGAUGUUAAAAGACUUAGCAAGGACAUUGGCACCAUUUAUGAUAGCAAAAGUGCAGAGGUCAUGCAUCAGACUAGAGGAACAAGCAUUAUAGUUGAAAUCUUGGUGAAGAUUGCAUUAUAUGAAUUGAUGCAAAUGAAAAACAUCUAUGAUUAUUUAUCUCUUUAAAUGAUACUUAUUUGCAUAGAAUUUGGACAGGCUCGAAAAAAGACGGUUAGUGUUUGGAGUUAAAAACAUAGGUGGUUAUUAAAGCUGCUUUUUUGUUAACUUUGUACUUAAUUUUCUACAAUACAUUGCAUUUUUAGCUCACCUGCGCACAUCAGCACUCUGGUUUAAUUUAUAUACUAGCCUUUGUUUAAAAAUGCACCAUGUGCGUAAUAUACAUGUAUAUAGAAAACAAUGCUAUUGACAAAGAAGCAAAACUUCUUUUGGCACAGAAAGCUGCACGAGUAAGAAAAUAGCGAGCAGAAAAGUAUUUGACUUUUUCUAGAUAACUAAUAAAUUGAAAACUUAUAUACUCCGAUAUGCUGGUAUGUCACAAAGUUUUCCAAAUAAAAUAAACACAUAUUAAGAGGAAAAAGGGCAAUAGGGUUAGGAAAAGGGGAAUCGUUUGUGGUAAAUUGGGUUAUAAUGUGUAAAGAAGGGUCCAUUUUGAUGGGUAAAGUUGUACAUGGUUAAGUGAAGUUAUUUUUCAUGAAUAUAUUGGUUUAUUUUGUACAUGUAUAUAUUUUUACAAGAAUAUUUAUUGUCAUGAAUGUUUACAUCAAAUUGUAAAUAUAUAUCAAAUGAUGUACGAAAAUGUUUGUACUGUGUCUUUUAUUGACACACUUGUCGUAUCCCAGCCACAAUUGAUAUUAUUAUUAUGUCAGUCAAAUAUUUUUGUUAUGAUGUUUGACAUAACGUUAGAUACUUUUAAUGUAUGUGACUUGUAUUUUAAAUGUCACACUAUGAAUGAGGCCAACAUUACUAUUGAUGUCUAUAGACUAAAAAUGCAGGACCAUGCCAGGAGCCAAUAAUUUAUUUAGUUCCGGUAAAUUCGGUACCAAUAAACUUAAUCUAGCAAAAGUCAGUAUUGAGUGUAAGACUGCUUCUUGUGAGACUGGUUCUUUUGUGAAAUCAAUAUAAAAUGGUAUACAGUCAAAUAAAUGAGUCAAUAUUGAUUGACUGGUUCUUGUAAAAUCAAUAUGAAAUGGUAUACAGUCAAUAUUGAUUGACUGGUUUGGGCAAAAUCAGUCAAACUCCUCACAGUGAUUACCUCCCUUGGCAGAAUUGUAAUCACUGCUUUUGCAGAAAUCACAUGAUGAUGAAAGUCACACGACGAAAUGUCGAAAUUCAAAUGUAAAUAUCGACUGUUACAUAGAAAAUUAAAUGUAAUUCUUUUCUCUUUCUGUUUUUUCGUACUUAUAUCUGUUGUAGUUUAUAAAAAUAAUGAAAAAUAAACCCAAAAGCUAAAAAAAUGUAAAACUACAAAAUACAAUGUAUUGAUAAAAAUGUGUAUGGUGGCAGAGAUAUCUGUACUGAUAAGGGGAGCUCACUGUGUAGGAGAUUGAAAAUCAGUAGUAAUUGUUAGACUGGUUUAGAUAAAAAAAACUGGUUCAGAUAGAAUCAGUAUUUACUUUAAGAUUGGUUUAAGUAAAGUCAAUUUCAAUUGUUAAGACUUUGUCUGCUAAAAUCAAUUGUGAUUGCUUAAAUCAUUACAGACUUUGAUUGUUUAAAAAUUUAGAUUUUUACAGACAACUAUAGGUGAUAUAUUCUAUAUUUCGGAAAUGUUUAUUAUUGUACAGUACUUUAAUACACUUGUACAUUAAACAAUAUUUUUUUUAAAUAAAAAUAUUUUAUGUAUUUAUUUUUGAUUAAUUUCAUACAGGUUCAUAUAAUUUCAUACAUUUUUAAAAUUUGAUACCUGAAUUUGGAUAUUGUAAAGAUUUUAAAUCUUAAAACAUGCUGCUUUCUUUGGUUUACAAAGAUUUUUAUAUGUUUAAUAACAACAGUAUUUUAUACAUUGUUAAAACUUUUACCUAAUAAGUUUUGCUUAUUACACAUUUUGUAUGAAUUAUUAUUUAUAUCAUAUUUUUGAUGUUUUCUUUUUUGCACUUAAAAGAAAGUUUUUUUAGACAAAAAACAAACUUGCUUACAGUUCAUUUGAUUAAUUUUUUUUAUUGAAAAUGAAAGUAAUUGUUCUAGUCACUGAGCACAUGUAAAUAUUUUUGCACUUAGCAACAAAAACUUUCAUUUCUUUAAACAUGAUCAAAUCAUCACUGAACAGGUUUAGAUUUGGCAGGUAGGGGAUACAGUUUUGUUAAUAGGACUUUUAAUUAGCAAAGUCAUUUUCAGGAGAGCUGGAAAUCUUGUUUAGUUUUAUGCUUUACUUAUACCAUCAGUGAUACAAAUAAAUUGAUUAUGUCACCAGAAUAACGGCACGUAGUUGGGCCAGUCUCAAAACUGUAGACAACUAAAUUAAGAAUUUUAUAUUGAAAUCCAUGAAGUGUUAACCUUCUGGAACCCCAAGGUGAUUAUCUGAUCAGCCUUUGCCACCAUUAUAGAACCAGCUGAGCCUUUUGGUAGCUCAGAGUUUUGUAUUUUGAUAUUCAAGCUCUUUAAACUUUGAAUAGACUGUUUGAAAUUCAAAACUGGGCAAAGCCAUUUCACUAAUUCAAGAGUUUCAGGGUUCAAGCUAUACAAAGCCAUACCAAAUUAAAUGCACGAUAAAUCCAUAAAAUAUAUUCUUGGUUAAGAAUUAAAAAAAAAACACUUUUGUGCUUCUUAUCACAGAUUUAGUCAGUCUCACAGAUAUUUAUAGAUUACACAUUUCAUAUUGUAUAUAUAUCCGAGCACAUCAUCAUUUUUCCCAUUACAGACCCUCAUUUAAAAACAUGUUCAUAAAAUGUAAUUAACAGUUUUAUCAAUUUGUACAUCAUUUUCAUGCAAUUCUCAAUUAAGAUGGAGAAUAUUCUUUUUUUAUUUUAAUGUUUUGUUGAACCAGUGACUUUAUGUUGUAAAAUUUCUCUAUAUUUUGUCAUCUUUCAUUGUGAUGUCAUAGGUGAUGAUUUGUAUUGUUUUCUGUUUAAUUGACAAUAAUUUGUUCAUGUAUGCUGAGAUAUUUGUUUUUUAGCCCGAAUUUUUCGAAAGAAAUAUUAGAAUUAUUGCAACAGUUAUGUCGUCCAUUGCUGUCAGAAAACUUUCAACAAUGGCCAUCAUUUUUGUAUUUCUUAACGGAUUGUCUUCAUACUUGGACCCAACAACCCUUUGGACAACACCUUCAUUUAAAUAGCCCAGAUUAAACUUGGGCUUGAAUUUUAAUGACAAUAAUUUUCAAGGGGUAUUGACUUUAGAAAUAAGAAAAAGUCGAGCGUGGCCCCUGCUACACGGUGGCUCUUGUUGUCAUUCCUUUUGUGAAGGGUACACAUUACAUUUCACUUAUUGCAACUGACUCUUUAUCUAAAAUAUGAUUGGACACAUUGAAAUUUAAAAUUGACCAAUCGCUGAGUUGCAUGAAUGUAAACUCGCUUGGUUGUUAUCAAAUGAAAACAAAGAAAAUUGUGCAGUGCCAUUUUUAUUGUAUUUUGUUUAUGGUAAUUUGUGUUAGCUUUUAAGUUCAAAUUUUACUGUCAGCGGAUAAAAAACAUUUAAUUUGUCAAUUCAAAUAUUUCAACAGUCAAAUACGAUGUAAUGUGUGACGAUAUAAUGUGUGACGUCACACUAUUGCGUCCUGCAAUGUUUAAAGGUACCAACAGCAAAUGAUUGGAUUGAAAUCAUAUAUCUCUGAGUUGAUUGUCACAAGGUUUAUUAAUGUAAUGAUCUUAUGGUAAUCAGGUUCACAUGGUAUUUCCCAGAGCACUUUUUCGUAUUAAAUGGCUCCUAUUUGAACUGUGAACUGACGUGUUUUUU